Molecule: messenger RNA, 1208 nt
Organism: Halichondria panicea
Lineage: Eukaryota; Metazoa; Porifera; Demospongiae; Suberitida; Halichondriidae
Product: tetratricopeptide repeat protein 4-like
Exons: 9
Coding region: 54-1154 (366 amino acids)
Biological process (GO): protein folding
Cellular component (GO): cytosol; nucleus
Molecular function (GO): Hsp70 protein binding; Hsp90 protein binding
Source: RefSeq, a predicted model, not a curated record
CUUAAACAGCCUCUCUAAAUUAUCAACUAUUCGGUUAAUGAUCUUUACCCAAUAUGGCUGAGCCAAAGGUACUUGAUGUGGACAAGCUGAUAGAUGAGAUCCUCGCUACUAAAGGCCCUGCCACGUACACUGAUGGACUGUCAGAGGAUAACUGGGAGCAGGAGCUGGAGUCUAUUCCCCUGUUUAUGACCCGGAGUCCUGGGGAGGUGGACGUGGCCAAGUCCCCCGCCCUGGCCGCCUUACAGGCACUCAAGUACGAGACCAGUACACCACAUGGGCGAGCAAACGCUUACAAGGAGGAAGGUAACGAGAUGUUCCGAAAGCGUCGCUAUCGUGAGUCUCUGAAGGAGUACAGUGCUGGACUGAAGGAGUGUGCAGAGGACCCAUUGCUCAAUGCUGUACUGCUCACCAACAGAGCCGCUGCACAAUUCCAUCUAGGCAACUAUCGCUCUGCCCUCAACGACUCCACUCAGGCCAGGACAGUCAAACCUGAUCAUGUCAAAGCUAUAAUAAGAGGUGCCCUAAGUUGUGUACAGCUAGGUCGUUUCGGGGAGGCCAUAGAAUGGUGUGAUGAAGGGUUAAAGGUCGAACCAGAGAACCAGAAGCUACGAGAGUUACGAGUGAAGGCAACAAAAAACAAGAAGCAGCAAGAUCGAGACAAGAGAAAACAAUCCAUCAGAGAAAAGGAGCAAAAGAAACAGCAGGAAAAGCUACUGUCCACCAUAAAGGCUAGAGGGGUGUGUCUGGAUGGUAGGUCAGGUGACUCGCUGGAGGGAUCUACUCCAUCUGGUGGGCGGGUCCACUUGAACAGUGACGGUCGACUAGUGUGGCCAGUCCUCUUCCUGUAUCCUGAGUAUGGUCAGAGUGACUACAUCGAGGCAAUGCCAGAGACAGACAGGCUGUGCGACCAUCUUGAGAUGAUGUUUGGAGCUGAGCGUGUGCCGUGGGACAGAGAGGGGGUGUACACGCCCACUCAUAUCAAGGUAUACUACGAGCAGGCCAUAACGGAGGCUAUAAAGGAGGUGAAGGUGGAGCUACCACUGGGAGAGCUAUUGACUAUGAAAGGGUUGGUGGUCAAGUGUGGCACUCCUUCAUUCAUCCUACUCUCCACCAAGUCACCAUUCUACAAACACUACCUAGCUAAGAGAACCUGAGAAUAAAUCUCUAUUAUUUAUUUUCCCAUGCAUUCUCUGAUGUCAUGUGUUAAU